Messenger RNA from Nematocida minor, 1560 nucleotides. RefSeq names its product T-complex protein 1 subunit eta. The transcript has a single exon. The coding region runs from base 1 to 1560 and encodes 519 amino acids. Gene Ontology annotation, cellular component: chaperonin-containing T-complex. The record is from RefSeq and is a predicted model, not a curated record. Gene Ontology annotation, biological process: protein folding. Gene Ontology annotation, molecular function: ATP binding; ATP-dependent protein folding chaperone; ATP hydrolysis activity. Lineage: Eukaryota; Fungi; Microsporidia.
AUGACGUACUCUCAGAAUACUCCCGUGCUCAUUCUCAGAGAAGAAACGGACACUCGGUUUGGCAAAAAUCAGAUUGUGAGAAACAUUGAAAUGUGCGAGAAGAUCUCUGAUAUUCUCAAGACCACGCUGGGCCCAAAUGGCCUUGACAAAAUGUUCUUCAAUGGAAACGACAUGCUUAUUACGAAUGAUGGCGCUACAAUAAUGAAGAGUCUUGAAAUAGUUGACCCUGCAGCACAGGUCCUGCUGAAUAUCUCAGAGGCACAGGACAGAGAUAUAGGCGAUGGGACUACGAGCGUGGUGAUACUCUCUUCUGCGAUCCUGAGAAAGCUAAAGCCCCUUGUAAAAGAAAACACUCCUAUCUCUCUGAUAACAAAAGAGCUCAGCAGACUCGUGAAAGUCAUCACAAAUAUUUCAAAAGAAAGACUGAUUGCCUUUGACAACGAGUCUCUGCAGAUUCUUGCAGAAACAAGCCUGAACUCAAAGAUACUGAGCAACCACAAGAAACAUUUUAGCAGUCUUGUGAUUAAAACACUAAAGGCAAAAGACAAAGACAUUUCCAUAAAGAAGGUAAGCGGAGGGUCUAUAGAAAGCAGUUUCAUAGUAAAUGGAGUGGCUUUUGAGAAGUGCUUCACAUACGCAGGAUAUGAGCAGCAGCCCAAGAGAAUUCUCAAUCCAAAAAUAGCAGUGAUGAAAGUGGAGCUUGAGUGGAAAAGUGAAAUUGAAAACAGUGAAAUGAGAAUCUCCGGGGCCUCAGAGUAUUCAAAGGUUGUCUCAACAGAAUGGAAGCUGAUCACAGACAGACUGGACAGAAUCAUCCAGUCAGGCGCUAACAUUGUGCUUAGCACUCUUUCCAUAGGAGACUACGCCACACAAUACUUUGCCAAAUACGGCGUAUUCUCUGCAGGAAGAGUUCCAGAGCAGGAGAUAAAUAGAAUUACCACGGCCUUUGGAGGGAGAGUGAUCAGCACUGUCUCUUUGAUCAGCGAUGCAUCGCUGAGUAAAUGCGCGCUUUUUGAAGAAAAAGAGAUAGGAAGAGUCAGGUACAACCUAUUCUACAAUUCACAAGACAAGUCAGAUACGUCAUCAGUGGCAACAAUAAUCCUCAGGGGGCCAGGGGCUGAAAUACUUGCGGAAGUAGAGAGAAGUCUGCACGAUUCCAUGGCUGUAACAAGAAGAACAGUUGCUAGUAAGGAGAUUGUUGUGGGCGCAGGAGCGUAUGAAAUGGAAAUAAGCAGAGAGCUGCGCAAACUAUCCGGUAAAUGCAGCACAACUGAAAGAUUUGUUAUUAAAGCUGUUUCUGAGGCCUUUGAAGCGAUUCCCUUCCAGCUGGCCAAGAAUUUUGGACAUGAUGCCAUAAAUACAGUCCAGAUGCUCAGAAAAGCGCAUGGAGAAGGGCUGGUGCACUACGGAGUGUCAGAGGAAGGAGUUGAAGACUCGUUGAGUGCGUACGUUAUUGAACCGCUGCAGGUCAAGACACACAUGGCAAAAGCAGCGAUUGGGGCAGCCAUUGCCAUCCUUUCCAUUGACUCAACCAUCGUAGCAGGAAGUAAACAGCAAUAA